This is a messenger RNA of Dreissena polymorpha, 683 nucleotides long. RefSeq lists its product as uncharacterized. The record is from RefSeq and is a predicted model, not a curated record. Lineage: Eukaryota; Metazoa; Mollusca; Bivalvia; Myida; Dreissenidae. The transcript is spliced from 6 exons. The coding region runs from base 150 to 542 and encodes 130 amino acids.
ACGCGCCAGCACAACUGUCGUUUAAAGGGAGAUCACUGUUAGUGAUUUUGACGUCCAAAAACUACUUAAGCAGUUGCAGUACUUACUUGAAUUCAUUUUAAGCUAUCAGCUGAGCUCAUCAACAAGGGGAAGCGCGACUGAAUAGUUGGAUGGGGAAGAGGAAGUCAGAUGACGUUGCUGAUGUGGGCAUGCGCAGGCCACAGAAAACCCAAGUCAGACAACAGCAAGUUGGUUCAGCCGACCACUCAGUGGAUACUGUUGAUACUGGAAGCAAACUACAAGAUAAAACAAUCCACAAUAUAAACGUAAAUGCUGCAACAACACGCCAAGAGGGUUCGAAAGAAAAGACGAUAGUUCCAGAGGAGAGCGAUGAUAAUGCUCAUGCCGAAAUAGCCCAUCUUAAAGAAGAACUAAAGGUUGGAAUUGCAUCCACCAGCACUCCAGCUGACAAAGACAGCCCCGUGAAGAAGAGAAGAUCUACCGGUAUAGCAGGGCGUCUAAGGAAACUCAUUGGGAAAAAAACGGACCAAGGAAAAAGUUGAUCAACUUCCAGUCUUUGUGUAAUUUGUAGACACACACCGUGAUCUUCUACAAAAAGUACACCAUUCUUACUUGCAGACUUUGUUCCUUAUGCUAUGAAGUUGUGCAAGUGCGAUUUUUAUAGUCAUUAAUUAUACUUAACA